Messenger RNA from Camarhynchus parvulus, 2558 nucleotides. RefSeq names its product UPF0488 protein C8orf33 homolog. The transcript is spliced from 7 exons. Bases 521 to 1699 code for a protein of 392 amino acids. Lineage: Eukaryota; Metazoa; Chordata; Aves; Passeriformes; Thraupidae. The record is from RefSeq and is a predicted model, not a curated record.
GAGGGUCCGAGCGCCUCCGAGAGGCCCAGAGUGGGCCCCGAGCUCCAGCUGGUGGCGCCGGCCCGGGCGGGGCUGCUCCCGGAGCCCACACGAGGCCCGUGACCGGAGGUGGGCGGUGCGCUGGGGCCGCUUCCUCCGGCGGCGACGCGGGGAGCCCGGCAUGGAGCAGGCUCCCCAAGAUGUGUUUCAGGAGGAGCUGGAGUGGUGCAUUUCACAGCUGGAGGCAGAUCUCCAUCUCACUCCACACCCCAAACUAGGAACAUCUCACAGUAUUUGAGCUUCUGGAAGCACUUGGAGUUCCCUUUCAAUUGAAUGCUAGUUAUGGAUUAGUUAGAGGUGAUAUGAACACAGAGCACAUUAAGAGAAGAGUCACUCAUCAGCAUCCCACUGUGGAUUUUAAGGCCCACUGUAAACUGCUUCUUGUCUCUCUUGGUGUUUUCUGAGUGCAGCAGAGGAGACCCAACACAUUUUCAAGGUCCUGCACUCUCCUGCAAAUCCUCUAGCAGAGAAGCAACAAGUGAUGAGCAAUGAGUUUGGGGAUUGUCAUCUCAAGAUGGAUGAGGGUCAGAAGAGCAUUGAGAAAGGCAUGACCCCUGAUGUUGUGGAAGUACAGGCAAGCAAGGGGCAGACUGCAGAUGGUGUGAAACAGUCUGACCCAACCCCUGAGACAAAGCCUGAGUUGUUCACAUCAUCUGGCAGCAGCUUCCGAUUUGAUUUUACACUAUCCAAGACCGACCCAGAAGCUGACCCUGGUGACAGUGGUGCUGAGCAGGUACAAAACAAUGUCAGAGCCACCAAACAGGAGAACUGGAAUGGCCCCUUGAGGUUUGCUGCCUCUGGACAAGAACCCAGGUUUGCUUUCAACUUUGCCGUCCCAGAUGAAGACUGUCCUCGUCUUCAGUUACUUCCAGGAAGCCAGCAUACAGAGGACACAGCAGAUUCUUCACUGCCUGCUGAAUCAGCAGCUCUGCCACAGGCUGCAGCCUUGCAGAAGCCUGAGGUGACUCAAGUGACAGGGAAUGCACCCAAAGAGGAUAGAAGCCAUGUCACAUCAGAGAUCCCCCAAACAGAGACAGCCCCUGCAGAUGAGGCAAUGACAGAGAAAUCAACAGGAGGUGGAGCUGCCCAGAAGAAAAAAAAGAAGAAACAAAAAGCACCUGUCAGUAAAACCAAAACAGAAGAAACUGAGACCAGCAGGAAGGCAAAGGCAGAAGCUAACAGCUGUCAAAAUACAGAUACUUCCCAUCAGGAUGAGAAGACCUCUCAGCAGUCAGAUGAGCAGCUGUGGAAGGAGGUGGACUGGUGUGUGAACCAGCUGGAACUCGGCUUGAAGACACAGAAACCCACUCCAAAGCAGGCUGAGGAGGCUCUCAGGGCAAUCAGGACACUGCGCAGUGACAAGGCUCCACUGGUGAAGAAGCGUCAGCUCAUGAGAGCCAUGUUUGGAGACUACAGGAAGAAGAUGCAGGAGGAGCUGUGUAGAGAGCUGAAGCUUAUGGAAACAGCUGCAAAAUCUGCCAGGAUUGUGGAGUUGAAGGGAAGCAUCCAUAAGAAGAAUGGCCAGUUCAUCCGGAAGUGCUUGGGAGCUUGCAGGAAAAGCCAAGGUUCAGCAGAAUCCUCUUCAGAGUCACACAGGACGCUUAACACAGGCUUAUUCAAUUUCACAACUCCCCAAGAAUUUCACUUUAAUUUCUUCUAGAAGAGUCACUUUGACUAAAACUGUGCCAGAUCUCCUGUAAACUGAAGAAUGGUGGAAAGGUGCUGUGUAGUAGGAAAUGUCAUGCGUGAAUCUCUGGAUCUUCUUCCAGGGUGUCUUAUCUAGAAGUUUAAAUCGGAUCUGCCUACUAUGCAUAUGACCCCAAAACUCAGCCUACAUAAGUGCUCCUCUGUGCUCACACUGGAGAAAGGCACCUUUGAAAGGGUCAGCAGUGUAGAAGGAUCUGCUUUCUUUCCUGUAGAAUUGACAUUAACUGUAGAGUCUGUCUUCUAUACCGUGAGAUUUUUCCCUUUCUCCCAUUGCUUUUAAAUAGAGCAGAGCCUUUCUAGCAGCUAAGGUAGCAAUGCAUACAGCAGGGAAUGGUUUGGAAUCAAGAUCCAGAGCAGUGGAUAGCUGGGUGCUUCCACUCCCCAAGUCUGUGUGAAUGGAGCUUCUGGCAUCCAGCAAAUACCAGCAGUGUGUCAUCCCUGACAUGGAGGAGCAUGAGCUCAGGGUCUUUGGGGGAAAGUGAGACCCAUUUUUGCUCAUUCAUCUCUUUCACUGACAGGUACAGACCUAGAAUAAAACUGCACAUCAUUAUUUAAUCCAGCCUAGACAUGUAAGGACAGUUGUUUCCAGGAAAACUGGGAAAUUUUUUGUUACUGAAGCCAGGUUCUGGACAGCUAGGAAGGAUGUACAAUCAACUCUUAAAUAAAGUUUACUUUAUUAGUAGCUCAGUUAUGACCACUAGUGCCUCAGAGGAAAAAUUAGCUGCACGUCAGCCUUGGAUGGUGAUAAAAUAAACUGUCACAGCCCAAAGACUCUCUUCCAUUUGAUUUGUAUUAAAUUUUGGCUUUUUGAA